AUGGCCAGAGCUGGUAGAAAAGUAACUGAUGACAUCAUAUCGCUCAUUCUUGCUCAAGAUAAAAAUAACAAACCAAUAGAAAUCCUUAAGUUCCGUAUAUUUCAUUGCGAUAUACUUGUAUGUAUUGCGUUAACAUUAGAAGCUAAAAAAAUUUCUGAAUUGAAAUCAUUGGAAAUCAAUAUUUUCAAUGAUGAUGAAAUCAUUCGUUAUUGGUCAUUUCGAGGUUUAAGAGCAGCUUAUGAUAGAGGUUUCAGAUCUUCAACAUUUCUACAGUGGUGCGAUGAUAUUAUUAAUAAACUUGAAGACAAUACUGAUGUCGAAGUUAACUUCGAUUUAGAUUUAUUCGAGACCAUCGCGGCGUUAAAAUACAUUGAUUUUGAUAAAAUUGAUGGUAAACCACAAAAUCGAUGGAAUAGAGAGCUUUUAAUCUGUGAUUUAAUUGAACGAUUUUACAUAACUGAAGCAGAACGUUUUCAAUUCUAUGAAGCUUGGCUUGAUAUCGAAGAACAUAGAAAAAGUCAGAGUGAUAUAUUAUUAAAACUUUUACACCGUUUUCUAGUAAAUAAUAAUAAUGCGCCCUUUACGGAAUGUUACGAAACAGUAAAGAUUCUAGAUCAAAUUGAUUUCGACACUGCUCAUGAUAUUUUGUUGCAUAGUAGCCAAGCAUUUGUCGAUUUGAGACAGGCAUACCUGACAGUUAUUAUUCGUCAAUGUUUAUUAAAUAGAGCUGGAAUCAGUGGUAAAUAUAUUGAAGCUCUAGCAUCGAAUAUGAUGUCGAACUUUGGCUUUGAUCUAAGUCGAAAAUUUUUGAAUAGUUUACAAAGUAUCAGUAAUUUAUCAGAAUUCGAAAAUAUUUUGAAUUUUUCUAAAACAUAUCAUAUAAAAUUAUCGGAUAUUUAUGUUAAAAAUGCGACUGUUCCUAUACUAAAACGAUCAUUAGAAAUCAAACUGUUGGGUAAUCAAAUAGAAAAAGCUGAUCGACUCAAAUUAGGUGUUUGUCUGGAUGAUUUGUUAGAUAAGAAAUGGGCUUUCGAGCAAUUAAAUCAUUUUUUCAGUAUUGUGAAAGAAUCAAAUAGUCGAGAAAAAGCACGAUAUUUUUUAUCUGUUCUCAAGAUUAUUUCAUAUUAUAAAAUUCCGUCGAAAGAAGAAAACUAUGAAAAAAUAUCAACAAUUCUAAAGAAUUCAGCUGAAGAUUGGCAAAAAGAGAUCAAUAAAAUUGCAAUUGAAACAAACUUCUCUGAUAAAGGUCAAGUUAAAAUGUCAAGAGAGUUAGUAGAAGAGUUGCAAAGUAAAAAUUCACAGAAUGAAAAUUUGAAAACUUUAGAUGAAGAAAAACUAUUAGAUUUAAUAGAAAAAAUUAAAAGUUCAAACUUAUUGUCGUUAUUGUUCAAGAAUAUUGUAGAAAAAGACUCAAAUCCGAAGAAUCGAAUUCCUUCAAUUUCUAUCUCGCAAUGGACAAAAGAUCAUAUUCGUCUAUGGACAAAUAUGGUCAAAGAUUAUGCUACACUUUGUAUCGAUUCCGAAGAUUUCAUUAUAGAAGCUCUAGCAGUAAUCAAACAAGCAAACUUUAUAGAUACUGGAUUUCAUCUUACAGAUACACAAAUUCUAAGCUGUUUGAUUAUUUUGAAUGCCAACAAGAACCAAGGUAGAUUACUACAAGUAGGAACUGGCGAAGGUAAAUCAACUAUCAUCAGUGUAUUAGCAGUCGUUUACGCCUUACUAGGAAGUACCGUUGAUAUCAUAACGAGUUCACCCGUACUAGCAGAACGAGAUGCAAUAGAAAAAGAAAACUUCUACAUUAUGUUUGGUCUUCAAUGUAGUCAUAAUAAUGAUAAAGCAGUAUAUCUAUCGGGUCCAAAGAUGUGUUACAGAAAACAGAUUGUUUAUGGUGAAGCAGCACAAUUUCAAUUCGAUACACUGAGAACAGAAUAUGCUGAAUUGAGUACAUUAGCCGAUAGGAAAUGUGAUGUUGCCAUCGUUGAUGAAGUCGAUAGUAUGCUUAUUGAUGAUAGUUCGAAAAUAGCACGAUUAGCAUCGACUAUGUCAGGUAUGGAUCAAUUACAGAUAAUCUAUCAUCUAUUAUGGCAUCAACUUGUUUCUUUGCAAGAGAAAAUAAUUCGUUUAGAUAAUAAAAUGUAUUUAUUUUAUGGAAAAAUUAAGUUCGAAGAAAAACUAAUCACACUCGAAUAUGCAAAUGAACAAGGGAACAUUGUUACUAUUCCAGAUUUAAAAGCUCAUCUAGCCUGUACAUUCGAUAUAAGUAAUAUAGGAAAAUGUAUACCAGAAGAUGAUAUAGAAGAUGAAUUUAUUAAGAAGAACUUGGACAAUUAUAUUCGAACAUUCAUCAAGGAAAAUAUCAAAGUACCGAAAAAUUUCUCUGAUUUUGUUCAUUCACAAAUACCGAAAUGGAUAGAUAAUGCCAUUACAGCAUUGACCUAUCAAGAAAAUGUACAUUAUAUUGUACAUGAUGGUUUGAUAAAACCAGUCGAUUAUUAUAGUACAGGCCGAAAAACCAUUGAAACUGCCAUAACCCUCGUAGGAAGCACCAUUAGCCCAAAUCCUCUUAAAAUUUUUCUUAGAAUAACUAUCCCAACGUAG
Molecule: messenger RNA, 2598 nt
Organism: Rotaria sp. Silwood2
Lineage: Eukaryota; Metazoa; Rotifera; Eurotatoria; Philodinida; Philodinidae
Source: the annotation of a GenBank genome assembly